Molecule: messenger RNA, 1393 nt
Organism: Onychostoma macrolepis
Lineage: Eukaryota; Metazoa; Chordata; Actinopteri; Cypriniformes; Cyprinidae
Product: lymphocyte antigen 6E-like
Exons: 3
Coding region: 584-967 (127 amino acids)
Source: RefSeq, a predicted model, not a curated record
AAUAUAAUUCUAUUCUUCUGGCUUUUUUGCCUUGUUGCCAUUAAACAAAACCAGUUUCGCCCAUUAGUGGAAGCAGUCGGACCUGUCAGCCGGGACUCAGGAGGGAUGACGACAUCAGAUAAAACAAACCAUUAUACAGGCUCAAGUUAGAGUGUAAACAAUUGUACCUAGUUAUACAAGCCAUAAUUAUGAAUUAGAAUUUUUUUUUUUUUUAUGAAUAAAGUGACUGAAUUUUUUAAUCAGGUCAGUCAAGAUUAGUCUGAAUUUUCUUACAGUAUGUCUCAGUUGUAAAACGCACAAGAAGGAUGUGGCACCAUCCGCGACAUAGCUACAUACAAACUCCUCUGUUUGUAAAAUUCACAUCUAAGCGUCGUCAUGUUAGAAUGUGAUAGGCACGUUGUGACACCAGUCCAAAAGUAUGAGGGAAUGCCAGCUGUGCUGGUGUGUGCCUUCUUUCACUUGUCUUUUCAAGGGAGACGUGAAAGAAUGUCUGCUGGGUGGAUCUUUGAGAAGACAGUGAGUUUCAGUCUGUGAACACCCAGUGAACUCUCCCACACAUGCAGUCAGUCAGCGCUUCAGCAGCAUGGCGACUCUUUCUAGUCUGCUCUUUUUACUUCUAACUGUACACUCAGUAAAUGCGCUAAAGUGUUACGUGUGUGGCUCCGCAACAUCAAAUGAAGAAUGUAACAAAAACCUUCAGGACUGUCAGGCUCCUCUGGACACCUGCAUGACCACUGUAGGCACGCUAGGAAGUUUUACUGCCAUUGUGAAGACGUGCUCCAAUUCAAAAAUCUGCACAAGCGCUGCAGCCACUGCCUCUGUGGACAGUGAUGGAAAUGGCGUGCAGGUGACGUGCUGUAACAGUUACCUGUGCAACUACAGCGGAGCUGCGAGCGUCACACUGCACAGAUGGCUGCUGGUACUACCGCUGCUCCUCAUCACCCUCCUCUUCAGACCGCACACUUGAAAUGUUAAACACUCGGGGUAUGGAUGCAUUACAUGCCAUCAUGGACUAAAACUGUCUUCUUAUUGAAAACCCUACGGAGCUAACUUCCCUUGCUUCAUUACCUGUUUGUUAACAGUCAUUUGGUUGAAAAGAAGGAUGUACAGUCACGCAUUCCAGAAAUCUGAACAUAUGAAGUAAUUGCAUGAAAACUUUAAGGAAGACUUGCACAAGAAUGAAUAUAAUCAAAUUAUAGCAUAACUGUGUUGCACAUGAAUUUAGGCCCUAGAUAUGUAUAUCUUCAGACUUAUGGAUAUAUUUAAAAUGAGUUUUAAUGCCUUUUUUUCCUCUUUUACGUUUAAUGAAAAUAAAAAUUACAAUUCUAACAUAAAAUUUUGAAAUCUAUUGCUUGUCUUGAAUGCAAAAAAUGAAUGGAUUAUAAAUAAAACA